This is a messenger RNA of Colletotrichum acutatum, 1986 nucleotides long. Its product is annotated as ATPase. Gene Ontology annotation, biological process: DNA-templated DNA replication; DNA synthesis involved in DNA repair; DNA repair. The coding region runs from base 248 to 1957 and encodes 569 amino acids. Gene Ontology annotation, cellular component: nucleus. The transcript has a single exon. The record is from RefSeq and is a predicted model, not a curated record. Lineage: Eukaryota; Fungi; Ascomycota; Sordariomycetes; Glomerellales; Glomerellaceae. Gene Ontology annotation, molecular function: ATP hydrolysis activity; enzyme activator activity; ATP binding.
CGUCCCGUGCCCCACUAGAAUUUCGAGCUCCAUUGCCAGGCGCGUCAUUGCACUCAAAAAUUCCCCCAGAGGCGCGUCUCCUCCAGUCAGAGUUCAACCUCCAAGUUCACACGGAAUCGCGAUAGUCGCCCCAAUAUCGUCGACUUGACACGAAUUGACGAAUCCGGACUAACUCACAUACAUAGCAAUCAGUUCUGAGCCAAAGAAGACCCCAUUGCAUGCGUCACAGCACCAUCACCCAUUUAAAAUGGCAGCAGUCGACUGCCCCAUCUGCAACAAACCCGUCAAGGAGACGCUGAUCAACUCCCACAUCGACUCGGGCUGCCAAAACCACAUCUUCAACCCCGAACGAACAUCCUCCCCGCCGACAGCGACACAAGCCAACGGUACCCCCGGCUCUACACUUACCUCAUCACAAGCCAAACGGCCCGCCUCCUCCUUCUUCUCGACUCCCGCACCGAAGCGCCAUGCCCCUCCCGCCAAAGUCUCCACGACCCCGUCCAACGGCACGACGACGACGACAGCAGCGGCGACGACUACUCGGCCCAUGGCGGGCAUGAAACGAAGAUUCGACGACGGGCCAGGCGAGCUCCCCUCUCCCAUGGCGACGGCCACCGAAACAGACAGCGAGGCAACCCAACAAACACAACCACCACCAGAAGCCGGUCCCUCGGCAAAGCGCACAAAGACAGCCCGCGCGGCGCCACUGGCAGAGCGCAUGCGUCCAAGAACCCUAGACGAAGUUUGCGGCCAGGACCUCGUUGGCCCGCACGGCGUGCUGCGCAGCCUCAUCGAGUCAGACCGGGUUCCCUCCAUGAUUCUUUGGGGUGGCUCGGGAACGGGCAAGACGACGAUUGCGCGGUGUAUUGCGCACAGCGUCGGCUCGCGCUUCAUCGAGAUGAAUGCUACAUCGUCUGGCGUGGCCGAGUGCAAGAAGCUCUUUGCGGAGGCGGCCAACGAGGGUGCUCUUACGGGCCGCAAGACUAUUAUUUUCUGCGACGAGAUACAUCGCUUCUCCAAGUCUCAGCAGGAUGUUUUCCUGAAACCCGUUGAGGCUGGCACGAUUACACUCAUUGGAGCCACGACGGAGAACCCUUCCUUUCGAGUCCAGGGCGCGCUGCUCUCGCGGUGCAGGACGUUUACACUCUCCAAGCUCUCCAGCGAAGACGUGGUAAGGAUCCUCCUCCGCGCUAUCGACGAAGAGGCGCGAACGAAUAACUUCCCCGGUAGCCCGCUCGUCGACGCGGAGCUCGUGACGUAUCUGGCUGCCUUCUCGGACGGCGACGCCCGCACAGCGCUGAACCUCCUCGAGCUGGCACUCUCGCUCUCGACGCGCGCCGGGACGACGAAGGAGAGCAUCAAGGCUUCUCUAACCAAGACGCUCGUGUAUGACCGCGCAGGCGACCAGCACUACGAUACUAUCUCCGCCUUCCACAAAGCCGUUCGCGGAUCAGACGCCGACGCGGCCCUGUAUUACCUCGCACGCAUGCUCCAGUCCGGCGAGGAUCCCCUGUUCGUAGCACGACGGAUGGUCGUCAUCGCCUCUGAAGACGUCGGCCUGGCGGAUAAUACUCUCCUUCCGCUCGCGACGGCAGCGUACACCGCCGCACAGCAGAUCGGUAUGCCCGAGGCUAGGAUCCCUCUUGCACACUGCGCCGUGGCGCUGAGUCUCGCGCCGAAAAGCACACGGGCGUAUAGGGGUCUGAAUAAUGCCUACGCGGCGCUCAAGGAGCCUGGCGCGGCGGCGUUGCCUGUACCGCUGCAUUUGAGGAACGCGCCGACGAGGUUGAUGAGGGAGAUGGGCUACGGGGCUGAGUAUAAGUACCCGCCGAAUUAUCGGGAGGGCAGGGUGAGGCAGGAGUAUCUGCCUGAUGAGCUUGUUGGGAGGCGGUUUUUGGAGGAGAGGGAUUUGGGGACGGAGGUGGAUCCGGAUUUGGAGAUGGAGGUUGAGUCUUAAGGGAACCCGAUAUGGUCACCUCGUGGAAA